Verticillium dahliae VdLs.17 is the source of this 903-nucleotide messenger RNA. Its product is annotated as aldehyde reductase. Gene Ontology annotation, molecular function: oxidoreductase activity, acting on the CH-OH group of donors, NAD or NADP as acceptor. The record is from RefSeq and is a predicted model, not a curated record. NCBI's taxonomy places the organism in Eukaryota, Fungi, Ascomycota, Sordariomycetes, Glomerellales, Plectosphaerellaceae. Bases 1 to 903 code for a protein of 300 amino acids. The transcript has 3 exons.
AUGUCUCCACCCACAACAACUAUCCCGAAUGGCGCAUGGGUGCUCGUGACCGGAGCCACAGGUUUCGUCGCGGGUCAUGUCGUCAACCAAUUUCUGCAACGCGGUUACAGAGUCCGGGCCACUGUUCGCGACAUAAACCAGGCAUCUUGGCUUGUCCAAGAUACCUUCAAGUCGUAUGCAGAGAGCGGCAGCUUCGAACUCGUCGCCGUCGCCGACCUCGCAGCCGAUGGCGCCUUUGACGAGGCCGUCAAGGACCCCAACGCCGUCAUUCCUCAGAGCGUUGCUGGCGCAACAUCGAUCCUCACCGCCGCCACCAAGGAGCCCUUGGUCAAGGAAGUUGUCUAUACCAGCUCCAUCGUGGCUGCCGUCGUUCCUCUGCGUGGGCGGGAAUCUUUCGUCGACAGAAACACGUGGAACGAGGCCGCCUUGGAAGCCGCCUGGGCUCCCCCUCCCUACGAGCCGUCCCGCGCCAUGAUCACGUACGCGGCCAGCAAGACUGCUGCGGAAAAGGCAGUCUGGGCGUUUGUUCAAGAGAAGAAGCCGUCUUUGACAGUCAACGUCGUCAGCCCCGCGGGUGUUAUUGGCGCGCCUUUCCACGUGAAGCACGUUGAGAAGCCCGGACACUGGGUGGCCGCCCUUUUCCGGAAUGACAAAGCCGCGCUGGAUCCGUACCCAUCGAUGUUCUUCGUCGAUGUCGAGGACGUCGCGGCUAUUCACGUUGCGGCGAUUCUGGAUCCGGAGAUCAAGAACGCCCGUCUGCAAACUUGGGGCCACAGCAGCAACUGGAACGAAUUCUUUGCCGUGUUGCGCGAGAUUCGCCCUCACCGGGAGUUCCCUGCCGACUAUCCUGAUCCUUACUUCUCCCGGCCCUCACCGCCCAGUCUGAAUCCAUUGCCAUCCUGA